Molecule: messenger RNA, 7764 nt
Organism: Drosophila rhopaloa
Lineage: Eukaryota; Metazoa; Arthropoda; Insecta; Diptera; Drosophilidae
Gene: na
Product: sodium leak channel non-selective protein
Exons: 15
Coding region: 309-7046 (2245 amino acids)
Biological process (GO): transmembrane transport; monoatomic ion transport
Cellular component (GO): membrane
Molecular function (GO): monoatomic cation channel activity
Source: RefSeq, a predicted model, not a curated record
GAGGCACUGCCUGACUAAACGACCGAGUGCCCGACACUCCCAAUCCGCGUCUACAAAUCCCGUUUGCCAAGACCUCGGCGCGUGUUUGCCACAAAAGACAGUGAUUUUUCCCCAUUUACAAAAACCGGAAACUGGAAAGUGCGGCUCCCGAAAUUUAGCAUGACUGUUGCAGUGUUUCUGAGCGGUGCACCCCAUUAAUGUGGCUCCUGUGAUAGCAAUCGCGCGAAAUCCGCACCACUUUGCCCGCACCACCAGGCGAAAACGAUUAUAAACUACCGACCGUUCCAGGGGCAGGAUGCGCCGCUUGAAUGAUUGACCGUCUUCAGAUUCGUCGCUUGGGUGCAGCUGCUAGAAACAAACGCGCAGGAGGCGUAGGCGGAGGAGGAGGAGGAGGAGGAGCCGGAGCCGGAGGAGGAGGACCCGGAGGAGGAGGCGGAGGGGCGGUACCGGGAGCGGCAGGUGCGGUAUCGGGAGUGGCAACUGGAGCAGCAGCUGGUGCAGGAGCGGCCCCUGUCGGCGGACCAAGCGGAAGCGGUGGCCACCAGCACCACCACCCGCAUCCGUACUCCACGAGCGGCAUCAACACGCCGGCGACGGCCAGCACCAGUUCCUCCAGCGGCAACAGCUUGACGCCGCAGCAGCAGCAGCACCACCAGCCCCACCCGCAUCCCCACGGACCCCACCACUUCGGCCACCAGCAGCAGCAGCAGCAGCAACAUCCACUCUUGCACCAGCACCACCAUCCGCACUCCCACCACCCACAUCCGCACCACCCACACCCGCAUCCCCACCAGCCCACGCAUCCGCAUCCGCACCUGCGCCACUCGCAGCCGGCGUCCGCCAGCCAGUUCAGCUUCAAUCCCUCGCCGGGCAGCAGUCCUGGCAACGGACUGGGUCUGGGCGCUCGCCAGGAUGCGGCCAGUGCACUCAAUAGUCCCACGACCAUUGUGAACUCCGGAAGCGGCAGCGGCGGCGGCAGCAGCGUGGCCUUCGGGAUGCAGCCGCAGCAGCAGCAGCAGCAGUCCCUGGCCGGGGGCUCCUCCACCACGGCAGCCCCAUCCUCGGGCGGUGGUCACAACAAUGGCGCCGGAUUGGGAUCGACGAUUGGCGGGGGAGGCGUCGGAGGAGGCGGCGGUGGCGGGCUCAAUCUUCUGGGAGGAUUGGGCGGCAUGGGCGGAAUGGGCGGCGGAGCGGCUGCCGCCGGAAUGGGCAUCUGCGGCGGCAUCAGCAGCACCGUGGGCAGUGCCGCCAUCACCGGAGUGCCGCCCAUCGGACUGGGCAUUGCCACCGGGAUCGGGAACAAGAUCAUGCUCGGACGCAAGCAGAGCCUCAAGGGCGGCGAACCCUUCCUGGCCGACUACGGACCGGAGGAGUCGCUCAACGAGAGCGCCGACAUCGAGUGGGUGAACAAGCUGUGGGUGCGCCGCCUGAUGCGCCUCUGCGCCCUCGUCUCCCUGACCUCCGUCUCCCUGAACACUCCCAAGACCUUCGAGCGGUACCCCUCGCUGCAGUUCAUCACCUUCGCCUCGGACACGGCCGUCACGCUGCUCUUCACCGCCGAGAUGAUCGCCAAGAUGCACAUCCGGGGCGUCCUCCAUGGUGAGGUGCCUUAUCUAAAAGAUCACUGGUGCCAGUUUGAUGCUUCCAUGGUCAGCUUCUUGUGGAUAUCGAUCAUUCUGCAAAUAUUCGAGGUGCUCGAGAUAGUUCCCAAGUUUUCCUAUUUGUCUAUUAUGAGAGCCCCUCGACCCCUGAUCAUGAUUCGCUUCCUACGAGUCUUCCUGAAAUUCAGUAUGCCAAAAAGUCGGAUCAACCAAAUAUUCAAACGUUCGAGCCAGCAAAUUUACAAUGUGACACUGUUCUUCCUUUUCUUCAUGUCCCUGUACGGUUUACUUGGGGUUCAGUUCUUCGGUGAACUAAAAAAUCACUGUGUCAUGAAUAAUACGGAAUACGAUAUUCUAAAAAGACCGAUUCUAACGAUCAACUCGCUCGCCAUCCCGGACACGUUCUGCUCGAUGGACCCCGACUCCGGGUACCAGUGCUCGCCGGGAAUGCGCUGCAUGAAGAUGGACUUCCUCAGCAGCUACGUGAUCGGGUUCAACGGGUUCGAGGACAUCGCGACGAGCAUCUUCACCGUGUACCAGGCGGCCUCGCAGGAGGGCUGGGUGUUCAUCAUGUACCGGGCGAUAGACUCGCUGCCGGCGUGGCGGGCGGCCUUCUACUUCAGCACGAUGAUCUUCUUCCUGGCGUGGCUGGUGAAGAACGUGUUCAUAGCGGUGAUCACGGAGACCUUCAACGAGAUCCGAGUACAGUUCCAGCAGAUGUGGGGGGCGCGGGGGCACAUCCAGAAGACGGCCGCCUCGCAGAUCCUCAGCGGCAACGACUCCGGCUGGCGACUGGUGACCAUCGAUGACAACAAGCACGGCGGCCUGGCGCCGGAGACGUGCCACGCGAUCCUGCGGUCGCCCUACUUCCGCAUGCUGGUGAUGAGCGUGAUCCUGGCCAACGGCAUUGUGACGGCCACCAUGACCUUCAAGCACGACGGUCGGCCGCGGGACGUGUUCUACGAGCGGUACUACUACAUCGAGCUGGUCUUCACCUGCCUGCUCGACCUGGAGACGCUCUUCAAGAUCUACUGCCUGGGCUGGCGGGGCUACUACAAGCACUCGAUCCACAAGUUCGAGCUGCUCCUCGCAGCGGGCACCACCCUGCACAUCGUGCCCAUGUUCUAUCCCUCGGGGCUAACCUAUUUCCAGGUGCUGCGGGUGGUCAGGCUGAUCAAGGCAUCGCCGAUGCUGGAGGGAUUCGUCUACAAGAUCUUUGGGCCGGGGAAGAAACUCGGAUCGCUCAUUAUCUUCACCAUGUGCCUGCUGAUCAUCAGCUCGAGCAUCUCGAUGCAGCUGUUCUGCUUCCUGUGCGACUUCACCAAGUUCGAGUCCUUCCCGGAGGCCUUCAUGAGCAUGUUCCAGAUCCUCACCCAGGAGGCCUGGGUGGAGGUGAUGGACGAGACGAUGAUCCGGACCAGCAAGACCCUCACCCCGCUGGUGGCAGUCUACUUCAUUCUGUACCAUUUGUUCGUCACCCUCAUCGUGCUCAGUCUGUUCGUGGCGGUGAUCCUCGACAAUCUGGAGCUGGACGAGGACAUCAAGAAGCUGAAGCAGCUCAAGUUCCGCGAGCAGAGCGCCGAGAUCAAGGAGACGCUGCCCUUCCGCCUGCGCAUCUUCGAGAAGUUCCCGGACUCGCCGCAGAUGACCAUCCUGCACCGCAUCCCCAACGACUUCAUGCUGCCCAAGGUGCGCGAGAGCUUCAUGAAGCACUUCGUCAUCGAGCUGGAGACGGAGGACUCGCUGGUCGAGAACUGCAAGCGCCCCAUGUCCGAGUGCUGGGAGUCCAACGUGGUCUUCCGCAAGCAGAAGCCCGUCCGGAUCAUGAACAAGACGGCCAAGGUGCGCGCCGCCGGCAGUAGUCUCCGCAAACUGGCCAUCACGCACAUCAUCAACGACAGCAACAACCAGCGGCUGAUGCUGGGCGACUCGGCCAUGCUGCCCGUGGUGGGGACGAAGGGUGGUGGCGGACUGAAGUCGCAGGGCACCAUCACCCACUCGAAGCCGUGGCGCGUCGACCAGAAGAAGUUCGGCUCCCGCUCCAUCCGUCGCAGCGUGCGCUCCGGUUCUAUCAAGCUGAAGCAGACGUACGAGCACCUGAUGGAGAACGGCGACAUCGCCGCCGCUCCACGGGCCAACUCCGGACGAGCCCGUCCCCAUGACCUGGACAUCAAGCUGCUGCAGGCAAAGCGGCAGCAGGCGGAGAUGCGGCGCAACCAGCGGGAGGAGGAUCUGCGCGAGAACCACCCCUUCUUCGACACGCCGCUGUUCCUGGUGCCGCGCGAGAGUCGCUUCCGGAAGAUCUGCCAGAAGAUCGUCCACGCGCGCUACGAUGCCAGGCUCAAGGACCCGCUGACCGGCAAGGAGCGCAAGGUCCAGUACAAGAGCCUCCACAACUUCCUGGGGCUAGUCACAUACCUGGACUGGGUUAUGAUAUUUGCGACGACGCUAUCGUGCAUCUCGAUGAUGUUCGAGACACCCAAUUACCGGGUGAUGGAUCAUCCGACGCUGCAGAUCGCCGAGUACGGGUUCGUUAUUUUCAUGAGCCUGGAGCUGGCGCUGAAGAUCCUGGCCGACGGCCUGUUCUUUACGCCGAAGGCUUACAUCAAGGAUGUGGCGGCCGCCCUGGAUGUGUUCAUCUAUGUGGUGUCCACCUCGUUCUUGUGCUGGAUGCCCCUGAAAAUACCAACCAACUCGGCGGCCCAGCUUCUGAUGAUCCUGCGCUGCGUGCGUCCGCUGCGAAUCUUCACACUGGUGCCGCACAUGCGGAAGGUGGUCUACGAGCUGUGCCGGGGCUUUAAGGAGAUCCUGCUCGUAUCCACCCUGCUCAUCCUCCUGAUGUUCAUCUUCGCCAGCUACGGCGUCCAACUAUACGGCGGUCGUCUGGCCCGCUGCAAUGAUCCCACGAUCCCGAGGCGGGAGGACUGCGUUGGUGUCUUCAUGCGACGCGUGUUCGUCACCAAAAUGAAGCUGACCCCGGGUCCCGACGAGUCCUAUCCGGCGAUGCUGGUGCCACGGGUGUGGGCCAAUCCGCGGCGCUUCAACUUCGACAACAUCGGGGACGCCAUGCUUACGCUCUUCGAGGUGCUGUCCUUCAAGGGUUGGUUGGAUGUGCGCGAUGUCCUGAUCAAGGCCGUGGGUCCGGUGCAUGCCGUCUAUAUCCACAUAUACAUUUUCUUGGGCUGCAUGAUCGGCCUGACGUUGUUCGUGGGCGUGGUCAUUGCCAACUAUUCGGAGAACAAGGGCACCGCCCUGCUGACCGUCGACCAGAGGCGCUGGUGUGACCUCAAGAAGCGUCUGAAGAUCGCCCAGCCGCUCCACCUCCCACCCAGACCGGAUGGCCGCAAGAUCAGGGCCUUCACCUACGACAUCACCCAGCACAUUAUCUUCAAGCGGGUCAUCGCUGUGGUGGUUCUGAUCAACAGUAUGCUGCUCUCCAUCACGUGGAUCAAGGGAGAGGUGCAUACGGAACGCCUGGUGAUCGUCAGUGCGGUAUUGACCUUUGUCUUUGUGGUUGAGGUGGUGAUGAAGAACAUUGCCUUUACACCGCGCGGCUAUUGGCAAUCUAGGCGCAAUCGCUAUGACCUCCUCGUCACCGUUGCCGGUGUGAUUUGGAUCAUUUUGCAGACCAUUCUGCGGAACGAUCUGUCCUACUUCUUCGGCUUCAUGGUCGUCAUCCUGCGCUUCUUCACCAUCACCGGCAAGCACACCACACUGAAGAUGCUUAUGUUGACCGUGGGCGUGUCUGUAUGCAAGUCCUUCUUCAUUAUCUUUGGCAUGUUUCUGCUAGUCUUCUUCUAUGCGCUGGCCGGGACUAUUCUGUUCGGCACCGUCAAGUAUGGCGAGGGCAUCGGCAGGCGGGCCAAUUUCGGGUCACCCGUCACCGGGGUGGCCAUGCUCUUCCGGAUCGUCACCGGCGAGGACUGGAACAAGAUCAUGCACGACUGCAUGGUCCGGCCGCCGUACUGCACCCUCGGCAACAACUAUUGGGAGACGGACUGCGGGAACUUCACCGCAAGCCUCAUCUACUUCUGCACCUUCUACGUCAUCAUCACGUACAUUGUGCUCAACUUGCUUGUGGCUAUUAUCAUGGAGAACUUUUCCCUGUUCUACUCCAACGAAGAGGAUGCACUGCUUUCGUAUGCGGACAUACGUAACUUCCAGAACACCUGGAACAUUGUGGACAUCCAUCAGCGGGGAGUGAUUCCCGUGCGCCGGGUGAAGUUCAUUCUGCGCCUGCUGAAAGGACGACUCGAGUGCGAUCCCCAGAAGGAUCGGCUUCUGUUCAAGUACAUGUGCUAUGAGCUGGACAAGCUGCACAACGGCGAGGAUGUGACCUUCCACGAUGUUAUCAACAUGCUGAGCUACCGCUCUGUGGACAUUCGCAAGGCUUUGCAGCUGGAGGAGCUCUUGGCUCGCGAGGAGUUCGAGUACCUGGUGGAGGAGGAGGUGGCCAAGAUGACCAUUCGCACCUGGCUGGAGGGGUGCCUAAAAAAGAUUCGGGCCCAAAAUGCUAGCAAGCAGCAAAACUCGUUGAUCGCCGGCCUGCGGGCCACCAACGAGCAGCCCGUGAUGCGGCCAAAUGUGCAGGAGGACAAGGCGCCGUUGGGGGCGGCGGACAAGUCGGCGAUCAGCACGAUCAGCGGGGCGGUGGCGGGCGCCUGUCCGCCCACCAGCGACGCCUUCUCGCCGACCUUCAGCUCGACGGAGAACGAGGAGAAGGACGGCAGCAGCAGUGCCGUGGUGCUGCCCCACUCGGAGCCAGCGAUCCCCGGAACGGGAGUACCACCGCCAGCCGGCGGCGGAGGAGGAGUAGGAGCUGGCCCGGCUGUGGCCACCGCCCGCCAUGUGAUGGCAGUGGGCAAGCGGGGCUAUGCCCUCAACCGAUCCGACUCGACGGGCAGCUCGGCGGGCCGGAAGUUCCUGGCGCCCACCUCCAGCGAUCCCCAGCAGCGCUCCACGCUGAGCGACAAGGAGCGGCUGCACAUCAGCAGCCAGCAGCGCAAGAAGAACUCGAUGACCACGCUGCCGCAUGCCGGGCAACUGGGCCAGCUGGCCAAGCAGCGGGGCGGGGGCGGCGAGGGUGGCAAAUCGGCCAGCUUCUUUGCCCAGGUGAACAGCGAGAUUGGCCAGUUCCACUAUCCGACAAUAAACGCCGCCUCAGCCGCCGCCGCCCUGCAUGGCUAUGGUGGUCAUGGUGGACACGGUGGUCACGGUGGCCACGGGCACGGACACCUGCACGGACAUGGCGGGGAGCACCACCAGCAGCUGCAGCAGCACCACCACCACGGCGCCCUGGGCAGCCCCUCGGCCAUGAUGAGCCAGAUGAUCGGGGGCAGCGGGAAGCUGCUGCCGUUCAACAACCAGGCCAAUGCCGUCUACGAGGUGCACGACUGGUGGCAGGAGCAGGUGCUCUGUCCGCAGACCAGCGAUGACGAGAUCUAGCAAUGGGCUAGGUUGGGACGUGGGUGGGUUAAGUGCAGCCGGAAAUACCGCAGGGGAGCCUAUUGAACAUUAUCAACAACUAGUGGCCUAGAACUUUUUUGUAUAUGCCUAAUAACUGUAAAUGUAUCGGCCUCACAAUUAACGGUUAACAAUUCUAACGAGUAUAGCGAUAGUUUAGCACUGGUAAAAAUGUAACAGAGAUCGGGCAACCAUUAGUUUUACGUUUUUGUUGUUGUUUGCGUGCUAGAUGGUAAUAUGAUCAGUCAGUCGGUAACUUUGUUAUAGCUUAAAUAUAUAAAAGAAAUAUAUAUUAUAUAUAUGUAUAUGAGUAUAUCGCAUAUGGAUUGCAUAUGUCUUACGUAUAGUGCAAAUUUAUAAGCGCGCUGCCUCACCAACGGAGCAUUCAAUUUUGUAAGUUGCCAACAAAAAUUAAGUAGCUAACGAAUAUAGUAAUGCCAAACCGGAAACCAAAUAAGAAUCUCAUACCAAUUUGAACUAGCCAACUUUAUACCAAAUAGUAGAAGUAGACAAAGACAGAAGACACGAAGCCAUGAGCAGACACCAAAUAGAGAGAGAUGCCUAUUAAGAUAUUUUGAGAUUAGCCAAAGAACUCAGCACAAAUUAAUAUUAAAGUUAUUACUACGAGUAUAGCCAAAGCCCCAUUCAAUGCGACCUCCCCCUUCCAAUGCGAAGCGUAAUAAAAAUCGUUGAAAUUGCA